Onthophagus taurus is the source of this 3154-nucleotide messenger RNA. RefSeq names its product anaphase-promoting complex subunit 4 (gene APC4). Lineage: Eukaryota; Metazoa; Arthropoda; Insecta; Coleoptera; Scarabaeidae. The record is from RefSeq and is a predicted model, not a curated record. Gene Ontology annotation, cellular component: anaphase-promoting complex; nuclear periphery. Gene Ontology annotation, biological process: anaphase-promoting complex-dependent catabolic process; protein K11-linked ubiquitination. Gene Ontology annotation, molecular function: protein binding.
AUUUACAGCAAACUUCAUUCGUAUACUUCACAUAACCUUAAAAGUUUAAAAAAAUAAAUUUUAAAUCGAAAAUGUGUUAUUACAUUAAACAGUUAGAAGAGAGAAUUGUUUCGUGCGAAAUCGAUUUAUUAUCAUGGAGCGAACGAAUGGAUUUGGUAGCUUUUUCAAACAUAAAAGGAGAAGUUGCUUUGCAUCGCUUAAAUUGGACAAGGGUUUGGUGUUUAGCCCCUCCGAAAGACGGGGAGUUAGUUAAAGCGUUGUCCUGGAAUCCGGAUGGGAAAUUAAUUGCUAUUUCUUAUAAUUCAGGUUUAAUCAUAUUAAUUAGUAUAGAAACCAAAAAUAUUGUUAAUAAACUAGAAGUUCUCGGUGGAAUAAAUUGCAUGGAAUGGGGUAGUGAAAAAUCUGGGAAUAACAAUGUAAAAAUUACAUCAAAAGACAACGAUCAGAGUGGUUUUAUGAAAUAUUAUGAUAACUCAUCUACGUUUUUAUCCGAUCCAGAACCUCUUGCAAGCUCAACUUCAUUUGGAUCAAAUUCUUCGGAAGUUGAAACAAUUUACACAAUUUUAAACAAGCAAUCUCAAUUAAACAUGUUAAUAAUUGGAACAAAUGAUGGUUGCGUUUACAUCAGCAUUUUUGGUUGCUUUCCUUUAAUUAAAUAUGAUCUGCGAGAACAGCUUGGUUUUCCAUGUUCAGUUAUCAACAUUCAUAUUUCAGAUGAUUUAAAUUUGUUAUACGCAACGAUAAUUAAUGAAUUUGAUGUUGUUCAAAUCAUCAUAAUUGAAUUAGGGAUUUUUAAAUCGCAUUCAAAUGAAACUUUCUCUGUUUGUUGUAAAUACGAGCACAUAAAUUCGAUUGUAAAUUAUCUAGAAAAUGCUAUAAUUGCAAUAAAAGAAACUUGCGAAACUAUUUUGUUAGAAAUGGAUUCAAAGUUGUCAAAUUACGCGUCAAAAGUACCUCCGGGGACUUUAUCCACUGACUUUUUGGAUGUUUUGGUUUUUGGAGCUGUCUCUGAUUUAAUGCAUCAAUUCUUAUUGGAGGAUUUAACAAAAAAAGGGCUUGAAAAAUUUACUCAAACGAUCGAAAUGAGUUAUGCUAACAUACAAAAAUUGUUAUUAAAAAAUGUUACGAAAGUUGCUCAAAAUAUUACGUAUCAUUUAUCGGAAUUAAGGGGGAUGGCUCGGUUUAAAGAUCGAUAUGAAAUCUUGGGAUUAAACGAAGAUAAAAUUACAUUUGCGAUUUUAAAAAACGGUGAAUUUUUAACGAAAAGUGCCGAAAUGCAAUUAGUUAUUAAUUCCUCUAUGGCUAAUCAUAAAAUAUUUUUUCAAUGGUUAUACACGGUUAUAAUGCAUGUUACCGAUGAACCAAUUCCAAGUGAAAUGUCGAAAAUGUCCCUUGAUGAUUUAGCACAAAUUAGUGAGUUCGUUUUAAAUUUCGAUAAUAUUAAUGGAGGAAAUAAUAGCUCAAAUAGUACGAAAACUGGGUUUAUUAUGGAAAGAAUCGGACAAUAUCUCGAAGAUUCCGACUUAAAAGUACCCUCUGGGAUUGAAUCAAACGAAUGGAAUCGAUUUUUAGAUGAAAAUGAAUGCCUUCGCGGUUUAGACACCGUCUUAAAUCAUUCAAAAACUAAUUCUUUAAUACAACAAUAUAAUUUAUUAAAAGAAUCAAUUAAUGAAUGUUUUGAUGAUUUAAAAUAUUCCAUUGUAAAAAGGUUUGUUAUCAAAAAAAUAGUCGAGAUUAAUGCAGAGAUUAACAAGGAUAACUUAAAAAAUUUUAAAAUCACCUCUGUUUCAAAUGGUUUUGACCGAGUUUCGUUGGCUUAUCUCCCAAAAAACUCCUCAAAUCAAGGAUUUCAUUUCUUAGAAUUAAUCAACACAUACAAAAAUAACGAGAUAGUCGAAAUUAAUGAAUUUAACAUUUACAUUUCAUCUUUAAUGAAUCACGAAAUUAUUAAUCUUCAAUUUUACACCUCCAAUUUAUUAUCGUUGCUUCUCCAAGAAUCGAAUCAAAAUCGAACAGGAGUUAUCACCCAAAUAUCCACAUCGAUAAUCCGAGAAAAAUUAAAUCAAUCUUCUUUGAAUAAAGAGAUUUUUUGGAGGAAUUUGGAAACAAAUCCAACAUUAAAAGCUACCGAGGGAAUGAUUGCAGCGGAUUUUGCCGUUUCUGGAUCUAGAAAAGUCUCGAUUGUGUUGUCUGAUAAUCGACGGAAGGUGAGAAUUUAUGAAAUGGAAGCGGAUGAAGAUGAUGAGGAAGAAGCUGAAAUUACUGCGAGUUCGAUUAAAGAGAGUGAUAUUAGUAUGCAGGAGGAAGAAAAUAGUGAUUAAUUUAGUAAAGAAAUUAUCUGUCAUGUUAUUUGAUAUAAUUUAAUAAGUCUAAUUACUUAAAUUAAUUUAACAAUACUUCAUACUUUAAUUACUAAGAAACUCUUGUAUUACUAAUGGACUUAUCUUGUUAUUAAAACCUGAAUUAUUUGUUCUGAGAUAAGAUUAUUGCGAUAGCAUAAAAAACUUGUGUAGGACAUAAACAAUUCAGUUAGAAACCAUUCAAGGUAGUUUCAACAUCAUUUUUAAAUAAAAUGGGUGACGGUAAGAUACACACUUAACAACACAGUUACACAAUUAACAUAAUCAUUCAACAAAAACAAAUUUAUUCUAACACAGAUCCAGAUGCUAGAAGGUUUCCGCCCUACCCAUCAUAUUAUCCACCAGGAAUGCCACAUCCACCCCCUCAUUUAGGUCCUCCGGGUUCUCACCCUUCGUUUUAUCCCCCAACAUAUUUCCCGCCACCUCCUCCACCUAAAGAAGUUGAAAUUGAAUAUGUUCCCGAACCGGAACCUGAACCUGCUCCUAUUGAGUUAAUGCCAGAACCGGCUCCUACUCAUACUUAUGGAUAUGGAGGUGAGAAUGAAGCUUAUCUAGUUAAAAAAUUAUGUUUAGCUUUUAGUAAGUUAUUAUAUCAAUAUUUUGUUUGUUACGUUUUGUUAUUUAAAGCAGGAGAGAAGAAUUAGAUUAAAUGAUUUUCAUAACAAGAUAUGCUUUUUAGAUAACAAUUUUUUAGAUUACAAAAGGAUUAAUUAUGAGUAUUAGACAGCUUUGUGGCGAUUAAUUUUCGAUAUAAUUAUCACUUAAGUUCUAUAAAUAAAGUAUUUAUCGACUUA